AUGUAUCUCGGAUUACUUAAAAAAUUCUUUAAUUCAAGAUUAUUAAUAUCAUUCUUAAUUCUAUGUAAUUUAUACUUGAAAGCCUCUGCUAAUCAAGGAGUUCCCUAUACUCCCGACAUGGAAAAUUUGGUUUUAUCUGGAGCCCCUCAAUGGAAUUUCGCCAGAGCAGAAGAUCAUGAUUCCUGCGCACCAGACCAUGCAAUAAUAAAUAACGGAGAACAACAUUCACCUGCAACAAGAUACUCAUGGCCCACUACUGAUGAAGGAGGAUGUGGUAAUAUAAAUUAUGACAACUUGGCUACUUAUUAUAGCAAAAAAUGGUGUGAUGAUGAUCAUUUUAGAGUUAUAUAUACGCUCUAUUUCCCUAAAGAUGGAUUUUCAGGAAGUUUUUUAGGGAAUGAUUGCGGGCAUGAUCAUGAUUUUGAAAGCAUAGCCGUAUCUUGGAAGAGAAUAACCGGAACUUGGUAUCGUGACGGAUUAAUCAUGAGUAGACAUAAAGGAUGGAAUCACCAAUCAUGGGAUAAUGUUUUAAGUUUCAAUUAUGAUGGUACUGAAGGAAUAGGAUUAGAAUUUCCAAAAAUAUUUGUGGGGUGGGCAAAACAUGCAAUGUUCAAUAAUAAAUUUACUUUGUUUACAGAAUUACCCUUGCAAUUCACUGAUGCUGAGUAUAGAUCUGAUGAUUAUUUAUUAUGGGCUAACCAAUCUCUAAUAGAAGUUACAGAAGAUAAUUG
This is a messenger RNA of Racocetra persica, 731 nucleotides long. The record is from the annotation of a GenBank genome assembly. Lineage: Eukaryota; Fungi; Glomeromycota; Glomeromycetes; Diversisporales; Gigasporaceae.